AUGGGUAAAUCAAAAAUAAUAGAAAGAAAAGUUCAGGAAAGUGAAAUGUCUAGCCAGACAGGAGAUAAACGUCCAAUAAAAGAAAAAAAUCAGAUAUUAGAUAAACCAAAACAGACAGUUGUAACCUCUUUAUCGACGUCGCAAGAAGAAGAUAUAAGUAUUGUCCAUGAACUCAAAAGCACAACACAGGAAGAAGAAAUUUCAACUCAGUUAAAAGAUGAACCAGAAGAGACAGAUGAACCGUCUGUACUAUAUUCGUCAGAUAUAAGAAAAACGCCAAUUACCAGAGAUAAUUCCCCUGAUAGAGGAAAAGCUCCACUAGGAGUAUCAUCUGCUGGAAAGGAAAUUUCUGAACCUAAAAAAGCAUCAUCUUCAAGAGGAACAUCAAAGACAUCUGCUUCGAGAGAAAGAUCAACAACAAGGCGAUUACCUUCUGAGGAAAGAAGAUCAUUAUCUAAAAGCAAAUAUCCCAGCAAAAUAAUAUCACUUAAAAAGGGUGUAGUUCCAUCUCAAGUAAAAUCUACUGAAAGAGAAAAAUCAGAGUCAUUGCAGGAUAAGAUUGGUAGAUCAAAAAUAAUAGAAAGAAAAGUUCAGGAAAAUGAACUAUCUAGCCAGAAAGGAGACAAGCAUCUCGUCAAAGAAGAAAUUCAGAUAUUAGAUGAACCAAAAGAGACAGUUGCAGCCUCUUUAUCGACUUCCCAAGAAGAAGAUAUAAGUAUUGUACAUGAACUCAAAAGCACAACACAUGGAGAAGAAAUUUCAACUCAGUUAAAAGAUGAACCAGAAGAGGCAGAUGAACCGUCUGUACCAUAUUCGUCAGAUAUAAGAAAAACGUCACUUACCAGAGAUAAUUCCCCUGAUAGAGGAAAAUCUCCACCACGAGCAACAUCUGGUGCAAAGGAAAAAUCUGAACCUAGAACAGAAUCAGCUUCAAGAAGAAAAUCAAAGGCAUCUGCUUCGAGAGAAAGAUCAACAACAAGGCGAUUACCUUCUGAGGAAAGAAGAUCAUUAUCUAAAAGCAAAUUUCCCAGCAAAAUAAUAUCACUUAAAAAGGGUGUAGUUCCAUCUCAAGUAAAAUCUACUGAAAGAGGAAAAUCAGAGUCGUUGCAGGAUAAGAUGGCUAGAUCAAAAAUAAUGGAAAGAAAAGUUCAGGAAAAUGAACUAUCUAGCCAGACAGGAGACAAACAUUUCGUAAAAGAAGAAAAUCAGAUAUUAGAUAAACCAAAAGAGACAGUUGUAACCUCUUUAUCGACGUCGCAAGAAGAAGAUAUAACUAUUGUCCAUGAACUCAAAAGCACAACACAGGAAGAAGAAAUUUCAACUCAGUUAAAAGAUGAACCAGAAGAGGCAGAUGAACCGUCUGUACCAUAUUCGUCAGACAUAAGCAAAAUGUCACUUACCGGAGAUUUUUUCCAUGAUAGAGGAAAAUCUCCAACACAAGCAACGUCUGGUGCAAAGGAAAAAUCUGAACCUAGAACAGAAUCAGCUUCAAGAAGAAAAUCAAAGACAUCUGCUUCGAGAGAAAGAUCAACAACAAGGCGAUUACCUUCUGAGGAAAGAAGAUCAUUAUCUAAAAGCAAAUAUCCCAGCAAAAUAAUAUCACUUAAAAAGGGUGUAGUUCCAUCUCAAGUAAAAUCUACUGAAAGAGGAAUAUCAGAGUCGUUGCAGGAUAAGAUGGGUAAAUCAAAAAUAAUAGAAAGAAAAGUUCAGGAAAGUGAAAUGUCUAGCCAGACAGGAGAUAAACGUCCAAUAAAAGAAAAAAAUCAGAUAUUAGAUAAACCAAAACAGACAGUUGUAACCUCUUUAUCGACUUUGCAAGAAGAAGAUAUAAGUAUUGUCCAUGAACUCAAAAGCACAACACAGGAAGAAGAAAUUUCAACUCAGUUAAAAGAUGAACCAGAAGAGGCAGAUGAACCGUCUGUACUAUAUUCGUCAGAUAUAAGAAAAACGUCACUUACCAGAGAUAAUUCCCCUGAUAGAGGAAAAUCUCCACCACGAGCAACAUCUGGUGCAAAGGAAAAAUCUGAACCUAGAACAGAAUCAGCUUCAAGAAGAAAAUCAAAGGCAUCUGCUUCGAGAGAAAGAUCAACAACAAGGCGAUUACCUUCUGAGGAAAGAAGAUCAUUAUCUAAAAGCAAAUUUCCCAGCAAAAUAAUAUCACUUAAAAAGGGUGUAGUUCCAUCUCAAGUAAAAUCUACUGAAAGAGGAAAAUCAGAGUCGUUGCAGGAUAAGAUGGCUAGAUCAAAAAUAAUGGAAAGAAAAGUUCAGGAAAAUGAACUAUCUAGCCAGACAGGAGACAAACAUUUUGUAAAAGAAGAAAAUCAGAUAUUAGAUAAACCAAAAGAGACAGUUGUAACCUCUUUAUCGACGUCGCAAGAAGAAGAUAUAAGUAUUGUCCAUGAACUCAAAAGCACAACACAGGAAGAAGAAAUUUCAACUCAGUUAAAAGAUGAACCAGAAGAGGCAGAUGAACCGUCUGUACCAUAUUCGUCAGACAUAAGCAAAAUGUCACUUACCGGAGAUUUUUUCCAUGAUAGAGGAAAAUCUCCAACACAAGCAACGUCUG
Messenger RNA from Lottia gigantea (owl limpet), 2566 nucleotides. RefSeq lists its product as hypothetical. The transcript has a single exon. The record is from RefSeq and is a predicted model, not a curated record. Lineage: Eukaryota; Metazoa; Mollusca; Gastropoda; Lottiidae. The annotation marks the transcript as partial.